Messenger RNA from Staurois parvus, 435 nucleotides. NCBI's taxonomy places the organism in Eukaryota, Metazoa, Chordata, Amphibia, Anura, Ranidae. The record is from the annotation of a GenBank genome assembly.
AACUGCUGAUAUGUCUCUGGCCUCAUUACUUCCUUAACUACCUGCCAACCGCAGAUAGCCGAAUGAUGGCUACACUGCGGCAGGCCAGUUCUGGGAGGGCGUCAUAUGACGUCCUCUCAGAACGUGCUCUCCUGCGCUCCCCCAGGGCCCCCCCCCCCCACCGGCGAUCUCCCUGAUCGCUGUGUCCUUGCCAGAGCAGGGAUCGGCACCGAUCAUCAGGGCACUGAUGAUCAGUGCCCUGAUGAUCGUUCCCCAUCAGUGCCACCCACCAUUUCCGCCCACCUGUGCCCAGCAGUGCGCCCACCUGCGCCCAUUAGUGCACCCUCCUGUGUCCAGCAGUGCCACCACCUGUGCCCAGAAGUGCCACCUACCUGUGCCCAGCAGUGCCACCCACCUGUGCCCGACAGUGCCACCCAUCAGUGCAGCCCAGCAGUG